Molecule: messenger RNA, 1059 nt
Organism: Solanum stenotomum
Lineage: Eukaryota; Viridiplantae; Streptophyta; Magnoliopsida; Solanales; Solanaceae
Exons: 5
Coding region: 1-1059 (352 amino acids)
Source: RefSeq, a predicted model, not a curated record
AUGGCAUCAGAGCCAGUCAUGGCAACUAAUGAUCCUGAUAAAGAAAAUAGGCAGCGAGACAACAAGAAAAAAGAUGCUAAGGCACUGGUAUUUAUCCAGCAUGCUGUCCAUGACAACGUUUUUUCACGAAUCGCAACAGCAACUACAUCAAAGCAAGCCUGGUCCAUUCUGCAGAAAGAGUUUCAAGGAGAUUCAAAGGUCAUUGUGGUGAGACUGCAAUCACUUCGGCUUGACUUUGAAACCUUGAUGGUGAGAAGUGGUGAAUCUAUUGCUAGUUUUCUGUCAAGAGCAAUGACAAUUGCGAGAAUCAAUCGAUCAGUAGAGAAGAAUGAAGAAAAGGCAUUCCAAGUGAAAGACGCAACUACUAAAUAUGGAGACAAUAAUGGUCCAGUAAGUAGAGGUCGAGGAAGAAGAGGAUUUUGCGGUGGUCGAGAUCGUAGUUAUCGAAGAGGCAGAGGAAGAAAUAAUGGGCAUAGGCAGUCCAAUGAGCAAGGCAACAUAAAGAAUGAUGUUCAAUGUCAUCACUGCCACCGCUAUGGGCAUAUAAAGGCUGAUUGGGCCAAAUCUAUGUUCAGAGACCUUGAUGAGAAACAAAAGAAAAAGGUGCAACUUGGCAACACAAAAGAGAUGCAGCUUGAAGGAAAAUGCAAGGUGGCUGUAGACACUAUCCACGACAAAGUAAAAAUGUUGGAUGAUGUUCCAUUCGUACCAGAUUUAGGAUUCAAUUUGUUAAGUGUUGGACAACUAAUGGGUAAUGGAUAUUCUCUUUUGUUUGAUGAUGAUGUUUGUGUCAUUACAAACAAGAAGUCGGGAAAAAAGACUAAGUCCUUAGGUGGAAGUCGUUACUUCUUGUUGUUUACUGACGAUUAUAGUCACAUGAGUUGGGUGUAUUUUCUGGAGAACAAGUCUGAAAAUUUGAAAAGUUUCAGAAAUUUAAAACUUUGGUGGAAAACCAAAGUAGCUGCAGUAUCAAAGUUCUUCGCACAGAUAGAGGAGGAGAGUUCGUGUCCAAGGAAUUCAAUUUGUUUUGUGAAAAAAGUGGUAUCCAUAGGGAGUUAA